AUGACUUACGCACAGACUCCCAGAAAGACUGGGCUGCCGAGAGAAGUCCUGAAAUGGCUGCAAAGCCUCGAUUUGUCGUUUUAUCCGAAGAAUGUGCGCAGAGAUUUUUCCAAUGGUUACCUUGUGGCAGAGAUACUUUCUCGUUAUUACCCCCAGCUCUUCCCAGUGCAUUCAUAUGACAAAGGGAUGUCACUUUCUGCCAAACAGAGGAACUGGAGCCAGAUAGAGAGGUCUUUACAGAAGCAGAAUCUGCACUUGAUGAAGGACGUCGUUGAUGGAACCAUCCACUGUAAACCAGGAGCCGCUGAGCUGUUGGUGCGGGAGGUUUACACUGCUUUAACUAACAGGAGCAUCAGAGAUGUUCAGGGCCCAGCAUCAGACUUCACUGACCGUGAGUACCAGGAGCUUCUGCCCACACUGGCCCGCUCCACAGCCUCUAAGGCCAUCAAGAACAACCUGAGGAUAACAGAGAUCAUGGCUGAGCCCGACAUCAGCACAAACCGGAGGAAGGCAGAGGUCAUCCUCUGCAGGCACCUGGAGCGCAAGGCUGCAGAGAGGGUUCUCAACCCCGGACGGUUUAAAGUGAAGCCUAAUCUGGAUCACCUGGCAGCCAAAACUCUUGUGCCAUCCAGCUGCAGUGAUGAGAGUGUUGACAGGCCUUCAUCUGGAGACACUGCAUCACGUAUUGGAGCUGCUGUUUCCUUUAAGGACAUGAAGGAUAUGCAUGUUUGUACCAGUAGGUGGCAGCAUUGA
Chelmon rostratus (copperband butterflyfish) is the source of this 753-nucleotide messenger RNA. It is a transcript of the gene spata4, whose product is annotated as spermatogenesis associated 4. The coding region runs from base 1 to 753 and encodes 250 amino acids. The transcript has 7 exons. The record is from RefSeq and is a predicted model, not a curated record. Gene Ontology annotation, biological process: regulation of cytoskeleton organization. Lineage: Eukaryota; Metazoa; Chordata; Actinopteri; Chaetodontiformes; Chaetodontidae. Gene Ontology annotation, cellular component: axoneme. Gene Ontology annotation, molecular function: microtubule binding.